Molecule: messenger RNA, 912 nt
Organism: Geosmithia morbida
Lineage: Eukaryota; Fungi; Ascomycota; Sordariomycetes; Hypocreales; Bionectriaceae
Product: FYVE zinc finger
Exons: 2
Coding region: 1-912 (303 amino acids)
Molecular function (GO): metal ion binding
Source: RefSeq, a predicted model, not a curated record
AUGACUGCUGAGCUCAUCAUGCCUACCAUGGCCACCGACCGCCACCACUACCAAGCUCCCCCACCCCAUCACGUCCAGCAGCAUCGUCCUGAGCACAUGCGCUCCUUUUCCUAUCAAGUUCCGCCCGUCAACCACCAGAUCUCGCCCCUCAGCUCCUCGGGUGAGAGCCAACAUAACGCCUCGGUCCCCGCCUCACCCAAGGCCUACCAGAACCAGCACCAGGACUCUCGACAUUAUACUCGACCUAUGUAUAUGCCAGCCGUCCUUCGUCCCAACAGCGACUUUAUUCCGCCCCUCUCCGGCGGCGUCGCCGUUGAUACCUCGUCCAACGGUCACGACUCGGACUGCGUGUGCCACGGCGGCCGCCGCCUCUCCAACAGCAGCACCCUCAUGAAUAUGGCUGGCAUAGGCGUCAUCCAGCGUCUCAGCCGUCGCUCCACAGCCGACAGUGCCAAGUGCCCGGAGGGCCACUCUCACAACCACGACAUAUUUCCCACCGUCACUGACGUUCCUACUAGGGAUCACUGGAAGCCUGACCACGAGUCCUCUUUGUGCGAUGACCCGACCUGCAAGCGCACCUUCAGCUACUUUGUCCGCCGCCAUCACUGCCGACGCUGUGGCAACAUCUUCUGCGACCAGCACUCCAGCCUCGGCGUGCCUCUCGACCAGGAUGCCAACUUCAACCCUCGCGCUCCCCUCUACCGCACAUGCGAGCACUGCUUCGACCAGUACAAGUCUUGGUACAGCCGCAACAACAGCCAGUCGCCUAGCUCCGUCUCCUCCGAUGGCCACGGUGGUACUCCGCCCACCCCCGUCAUGGCCCACCCCGGCGCCCAACCCGACUUUGGCCUGGCCAAGAGCCCUGACGUUGCCAACAGCGUUCCUCGCGACUGGAAUUGGAGCACCUUCUAG